Oxyura jamaicensis (ruddy duck) is the source of this 2335-nucleotide messenger RNA. Its product is annotated as transmembrane protease serine 11E-like. The transcript is spliced from 11 exons. Gene Ontology annotation, cellular component: plasma membrane; extracellular region. Gene Ontology annotation, biological process: proteolysis. Gene Ontology annotation, molecular function: serine-type endopeptidase activity. Bases 127 to 1482 code for a protein of 451 amino acids. The record is from RefSeq and is a predicted model, not a curated record. Lineage: Eukaryota; Metazoa; Chordata; Aves; Anseriformes; Anatidae.
UACUGUAGUUACAUGGUCCCUGUCUUCAAAACUGAGUGUGGCAGUAGCUGAUUUUCUGGCUUUAGUCUCCCUGUAGAAAUGUUGAAACAGGUGCUGAUACUGUUCAGGUGAUAAAGCCUCAAGUCUAUGCUGAGAUGCUGCACAGUGUGUUUAGGAGUUCAGGACGGUGCAUCUCUCAGACAGAAGAACAUACUGCUGACCUCUCGUUGGUGUCCAGAGAUACUGACUCAGAUGGACACAGCAGUGAAGCGUAUGGAGCCAUGGAAGAUAGCAGUCAUCGUUGUGUCAGUAAUAGUUGGUCUGGCCAUUGUCAUUGGCUUGAUUACAUAUUUUUUAUGCCAUUAUCAGAACAGAUAUUACAAUGCAGCUUUCCUUAUCACCAACAUCCAGUAUGACACUCGGUACGAAAGGCAAACCACAGAAGAAUUCAGAUACCUGAGCCAAGAGAUUGAAAACAUGAUGUCUACAGUAUUUAAGAAGUCCAUUCUAAGUCAAAGGUACAUCAGGUCCCAUGUUGUCAGUCUAAGCCCAGAUCCUGGCGGAGUGCUUGUAUCUGUUGCUCUGGUAUUUAAAUUUCCCUCAGCUGAUAGUACAGCAACAUGCUGGAGUCGUGUCAACAGUGUGUUACGCAGAAGGCUGAAAACAAGCUCAACGUCAUUGAAUGUUGACCAGUCUACUAUAACUCUCACAGAGUUGAAUGAGGACAAGGGAGAUACACUUUUAAACAACUUCUGUGGAAUACGAAGGGAGACAUUCUCCUUCUCAGGAGUGGAAAGAAUAAUCGGCGGGCAGCGUGCACAGGAUGGGGAAUGGCCAUGGCAAGCUAGUAUUCAGCUCGAUGGGACCCAUCGCUGUGGUGCAUCAGUGAUCAGUAAUACAUGGCUAGUGACUGCAGCCCACUGCUUUAGAGGAGCAAAAGAGCCUCGGAGGUGGACAGCCAGCUUUGGAAUUCUGCUGAGACCUCCGAAACAGAAAAAAUACGUCCGAAGAAUUAUCGUUCAUGAAAAAUACAGCGAAUUUCUCCUCGAUCACGAGUAUGAUGUGGCUGUUGUGGAACUUGCCUCCCCUAUUGAGUUCACAAAUGAUGUACACAGCGUCUGUCUUCCUGAAGCAUCUCAUGUAUUCCGGGAUAACGCUUCUUGUUUUGUCACAGGCUGGGGAGCUUUGGAGAACGAUGGCUAUAGUGUUAAUCAACUUCGACAAGCAGAAGUGAAAAUUAUAAGCACCAAGAUUUGUAAUAGGAGGGAAGUGUAUGGUGGAGCAGUAACACCUGGAAUGUUGUGUGCUGGAUACUUAGAGGGACAGGUAGAUGCUUGCCAGGGUGACUCUGGUGGGCCACUGGUGCAUGCAAACUCCAGAGGAAUCUGGUAUCUCGUGGGAAUAGUGAGCUGGGGAGAUGACUGUGGCAAGCCAAAUAAACCAGGAGUAUACACACGAGUGACUUAUUAUCGAGACUGGAUCGCUUCCCAAACGGGCAUCUGAAACCUGCAGUGGCUUACGUUUUGUGGGCUGUGUGUAAGGCUAUUCCUCUGACACAUUCUGCUCUGUGGUUACCCUCUAAACAGCUGCUGGCUUGGCUUGUGGUGAUGUAUCAAGUGCCAGCAAGCUCAGAGUAGUCUAGGACUUGAAAUUGGUUUGGCCUACCUCCAGAAAGGAACGGACUCAAUUCGUGUGACAGAGCUGUUUGUUCACAAAGUAUUCUGUCAAAGGGGCAAAGGCUUUGGUUUAUGUGCAACAUGCUGACCCUCUUCUCUGUGUCCAAAAGUCUUGGCCACUACUUUUAUAACCACGCAAAGCAUCUGAGCCUAAACAAUUAUUUAUCAGCAUCCAAGAGAAGUCAUAACUAAAAUAUUGCCCAUCUGUGUGCUGUGUGUUCCCAAGGCCCCUCCUAUCUGUAGACCAGCUGUAAUUGAGCCUGUGACUCCAAGGCUGCUGCACUUCUGAAUACUCCUUGAGCUCUUUUCCUGCAAUGUUCCAGGGAGCAUACUGUAAUAAUGAACAGAAGAUGGCUUAGAGAUAUUCCAGUUCCUAGUAUCAUGUCAGCUACCUAGGUGAACUGAGAAGUUUUCUUUACCGUGUUAUCCUGAAGAAGUGAUUGCUGAGAGACAUCAACUUCUGUCCAUGUUCUCUGAACAAGUGUGUCCACUUCACGCUUUGUAUGAACUAUACAUACCACGGCAUUUGCCACAAGUGAUUGCUGGAUUUGAGACUGAAAACCACUUUGUUUUCAUGCCAUUCUGUUGUCAUAUCAGAAUAUUUGGCUGAAUGAAUUUCCAUUUUAAAACUUUCCAGAUUGUAUUGUUUUUAAUAAAAGUCCUUGGCUUUUUGUGCAGGA